GCAUGACAGCACUGACUUACGGCACCCUUUUCGUUUGUGCUUUGCCCGAUUGGGCACCCACUGUAAAGAGCACGAUACAACACUUUUCCAUACAUGUCCGACUCACUUUCCACACUAUUUUUCCUAUAAUCACACAACUCCCGAGAACAGGGACGGAUGAAUAAAGAACACCUUCUAACCAACAAGAGAAUUAGGAGCUUGUGUCUGUGACGAGGGUUGUGCCACGGGGCACUAGGAUCUCACGAAAACAUUGGUCCUUCGAGCCGGAUUCUCUGCGGAGAGGGUCCGGCAUCGCCAUACUCGAACCAACCAGAGAGCUGAGGAGCGUCGCGGAUCGACGCCACAGCGAACCUAUGUACACCACACGGAGUGGCCGUCUGUCUCGUGCACCGACGCGAUUCGGAGACGACGACAACGCAGCAGCAGCAGCGGCAGCCCAGGACGACGCCGGCAAGUCAACGCAGAUGGCUGACAUCGUCAAGACGGAACAAGAGGCUGAGCUAAGUGAAAUCACUCGAGGUGGAGCUGGAGAAAGCACCAACCAGUUAGGUCCUGGUCUCCACACACCAAAUAAUUAUAUGCCUGUUUGUUCUGCUGUUCGUAAUACUAAUGUUAGUAGUUCCACGAACGAGUUUGUUCAUGAAAGUCAUGAAAACAAUUUUGAAACAUGUAAUGCUUCCUCUACAAGUAGGCCGUUUUCAUACUCGCACACACGCACCUCACAAAUGCAUGCAAACAAUGAUCCCGUACACGCACCACAUCAUGUUGCUGUAGAUUUAGCACCUCACCAGCCGUACGCUGGCCAGUCCUUUUUAGGUUCCGAUUUGCAUGACACUCACACGCGCUCUGUGACCCCCGCUGUUCCUUUUUUGCCUCAUGCACACCAAAAGCGUGUCCAGUACACAAACGACGCGCAGAUCGGCGAAAAUGCAGGCCUUGCUGCAGCCAGCGCAGGGUACCAAAACGGGAGCAGGUCGAUGAGCGCUCGUUCACUCACCACUUCAUCAGCAACGUCUUGCAGCAGCCGGCGCUCGCUCCGCUCAAUCGACGAACUCGACGCGGAAGCGGAACGUAUCGCCGCGGAGGAGCUUGCAGAAGUAGAACGAAAGCUGAUCCGCAAGAAGCUAGAACUCCAGAAGAAGUUAAACAGAAACCGGUCAAGCGGCAGCAGUAAUGCCAGCGUCCGAUCAAGUUCGUCCCGUCGAUCACGGGAGACCGGCAACGGAUCCGAGCUGACAAGCGCGGAUCGCAUUAGCCUAGCUGAGCGCGCACAGCGCGCCGAGCGCGCGGAGAGAAACAUGGGAGCAGCGCUUGAGGAAGCCAAUGGUCAAAUCCAGGAUCUGUUACUGGACCACCAAGUCCAAGGUGAGCGGGCUUCAGGGAACGAGCCCAAUGGCACACGUCCUACCCCUACAAGUGCAAGGCAGUCACACCCCAUGAAUCUCACCACCCACCAUUUCAUGGCAAGGCAGUCCACUGCCAAGGACCUGCCUCAGUUCUCUGGACAUGCUGACGAGUGGCCAGCAUUCAUCUUCGCCCUGGAGCACACGACCAGAGAGUGCGGAUUCUCGAACGGGGAGAACCUUGGACGACUGCAAAAGGCGCUGCGCGGAAAGGCAAAGGAAGCUGUACAGGGGAUGAUGACUCUCCCCGACAAUGUAGGGGAGGUCAUCUCCAUCUUGAGGAUGAGGUUCGGCCGCCCGGACCAGAUUGUCCAGAAUCUCAUUCUGAAGACGAAAUCACAGAGAGGCAUGAAGUCGGAGGAGGCCAUCGAGGUACUGAUUGAAAUCAGCGCCCUGUGCCGCAACCUUGUGGCCACUAUGCGAAGCACAAAGUGCACCGGCCAUCUCUACAACCCUCAAUUGGUCAAGGAGCUAGUUGGCAAGCUGUCUGGGGGGCUUCGGAUCCAGUGGGGAGAGUACGUGCUUAAAACCGGCACAGACCCGCACCUGGACACCUUCUCUGCCUGGCUUCAACAGAGGGCCAAGGCUGCAUGCCUAGUCGCUCAGCCGAGCCCAUGUGACGUCACUCAUGCCACUCCACGCACAGGCCAAAUGUUCACAGUCGUGGAGGCCACCGCCGGUAAGCCACAUUGCCUAUUCUGCAGCAAAGCUGGGCACACCACAAGUAGCUGCCGUCAGCUAGCCGCGGAGCCACUUAACGCCCGUCGGCAGUUCGUUAGUGACAGACGGCUGUGCUUCCGCUGCCUUGGCGAAGGCCAUCUGGCGAGGGUAUGCGAGGAGAAGGCCUGCUCGUGUGGCAAACCCCACCAUCCGCUACUACACCGCGAUGGCCGCGGAAGUGUAGCACCGCUAGGACGCAUGUCAGAGACGACAUACACCUCGGCAACCCACGUGUCGGAACACAGUGGAAGGGUGCUGCUGAGGGUGAUUCCGGUCACGGUACGAAACGGAGACACAGCGGCUGAUACAUACGCACUCCUGGACGAAGGCUCAACAGUGUCCUUGAUUGAAAGCGAACUGGCGGAGGAACUUGGACUUGCAGGACCAACGCGGCCCCUGAGGCUGUCAUGGACGGAUGGCAAGCAGCACCAGGAGUCCAGCUCCAAGGUAGUAACAUUCAGCGUAGCUGGCAGGCAGAGACAGGACAGCUUCACCUUGACAAACGUCCACACUCAUGCCAAGUUCAACCUGCCAACACAAUCAAUCAACCCUCAACGGCUGAAAAACUGCCCCCACCUGGAGGGACUUGAACUACCAACGCUGUCUUGUGCCAAGCCCAGACUCCUAAUCGGACAGGAUAAUUACAGCCUGAUCGCACCACGGGUGAUCGCGGAGGGCCCUCCAAACGCACCCGUAGCUACACAGACCAAGCUAGGGUGGGUUGUUCAUGGCAAAACGAUCGCCGACCGCUGCAGAAUCGAUGAAGGCGUGGUCCUCUCCACCUGGGGUCUCGACAGCGACCUCCAUGACCUGGUCCAGCAGUCGUUCGCCCUAGACUCCCUCGGGGUCAAGCCUGCGAAAAUCCGCAGCAAGGCUGACGACCGCGCACUCCAGCUGCUAGACACUCUCACCACGCGUACCGGACGCCGGUGGCAAACGGGGCUUCUCUGGCGGGAGGACAACAUCACCCUUCCACGGAGCAAGGCAACGGCUGCCCAGCGUCUCGAGCAGCUGGAGAGGCGCCUGCGGAAGGAUGACACGCUUGCACAAGGCUACCAGAGCAAGAUCGACAGCUAUUUGGAACAGGGGUAUGCCCGGAAGCUGUCACCUGAGGAGGCCACCCACCAGCCAGAGCGGACAUGGUACCUGCCACACUUUGCUGUGUACAACAAAGAGAAAGGCAAGGUGCGACUGGUGUUUGACGCCGCGGCAAAGUCGCAUGGAAAGUCUCUAAACGACUUCCUCCUCACCGGCCCCGACCUCCUGACGCCGAUCACACAAGUUCUGUACAACUUCCGACUGUAUGAGGUUGCCUUUGGUGCAGACAUCAAGGAGAUGUUCCACCAGGUGAAGAUGCGUCCCGAAGACCGUCAUGCACAACGCUUCCUCUGGCGCGACAUGGAUGCAAGCAGACCAGCUGAUGUGUACCAGAUGGACGUGAUGACGUUCGGUGCAGUCUGCUCACCAACCGCCGCCCAGUUUGCGAAGAACAUCAAUGCGCACGACUUGGCUUCCGGAGAUGCGCGAACCGUGACAGCCAUAGAGGAGUGCCACUAUGUCGACGACUAUUUCGACAGCACCCCAACAACCGAGGAAGCUGUAGCACUGACUCGCAAGGUGAUGGACGUCCACGAGGGGGGAGGGUUUGUGAUCCGUAACUGGGUGAGCAACUCUCCGACGGUCCUCGAGAGCCUUCCAUCAGAUCUGAGGUCACCAAGAAUCGUGAACGUCCACAGCCACGACCUCCCCAUCGAGAAGACCCUGGGCCUCCGAUGGGACCCUGCGAAGGACACUCUUGGCUUCUCCUGCGGCACGAAGCCAGAUCCAAAGGCACCAGUCACGAAGCGAAGCGUCCUGCGACACACAAUGUCGGUAUUCGACCCACUCGGCCUGGUGUCCUGCCACUCCAUCAUCGCACGCAUGCUUCUCCAAGACGUGUGGAGAGCUGGCAUAGGCUGGGAUGAUGAACUCCCUGCAUCUCUUGCACUGAGAUGGACAGAUUGGGCUGCAGAGCUAGAUCAGGUGGCCACCGUAGAAGUGCCACGGUGCUACACACCGUUGAUUGCAGUCGCUACAGACAUCCAGCUGCACGUGUUCGCUGACGCAAGCGAGAAAGCAUACGGCGCCGCUGCGUACUUGAGAGUAGCGAACCACGGUACUCAGCUGGCAGUGUCCCUAGUUGCAGCGAAGGCACGCGUUGCUCCACUGAAACCGGCCUCGAUACCCCGUCUGGAACUCCAGGCUGCGGUCCUCGCCUCGCGCCUAUCCUGUACCGUACGGGAGCAGCUGCGUAUUUCAAUUCCACGGGUCAUAUUCUGGACAGACUCCAGAACGGUGCUGUUGUGGAUACGCUCGGACGCCCGGCAAUUCAAACCAUUUGUGGCCCACCGGAUCGCGGAAAUAACAGACACAACAGAAGUAGAUCAGUGGCACUGGGUACCGACAAGACUGAACCCAGCCGACGACCUCUCCAGAGGCAUCUCUGCCCAGCGCUUGCAGCCGGACGAUCGCUGGUUUGGCGGCCCGGACUAUUUGAGGCAAGGCGAAGCAGACUGGCCCGCCGAGGAGACUCGUACGCCGGACCCGGAUGAUCUCGAGCUGAAGCGUGCGUUCAGUGGCGUCCACGCAGCAGCCGAAGACAGCUCAGAGCCACCCAGCCUGAACUCAGCACUACCAGAGAUCGAGCGCUUCUCAAGCUGGUGUCGCCUGGUAAGAGCAACCGCCUGGGUGCUACGCUUCACUCGCCACCUGAGACACGGAGGAAGAGACACUGCCAAGCCGUCGCUGACAGUCCCCGAGCUACGAGCCGCGGAGAGUCUUUGGUGGAAAGCUGCACAAGCGGAAGGCUUCCCAGAAGAACUCGCCGCGCUCCGCAAUGGCAAGCCAGUCAACAAGGACAGCCGCCUGGUCCAGAUGACACCCUUCAUCGACGACAAUGGCAUCAUGCGCUCCGACAGCCGCGUACGGCACGCAAAGGUUGAAAACAAGAACCUGCGCCAACCUGUCUUGCUCCCGCCGAAGCACGCCUUCACUAGGCUGCUCAUACAGCAACACCAUGUCUGGUCGUUACAUCAAGGACAGGAUCGCGUAGUGAACGAGCUGCGUCAGAAGUACUGGGUACCCGGUAUCCGCACAGCGGUAAGAAGCACCUGGAGCGAGUGCCAGCAUUGCAAGAAUCUCCGUGCCAAGCCGCAGCCACCAAUCAUGUCGGCCCUGCCAGAGUGCCGCACUGACGCCUUUCAGCGACCCUUCACACGGACAGGACUGGACUACUUCGGCCCGCUGUCUGUCACUGUUGGGCGCAGACAUGAGAAGCGGUACGGCGCUCUCUUCACUUGUCUCGCCACCCGAGCCGUUCACGUGGAGCUGGCGCACGACCUGUCCACAGACUCAACGCUGAUGGCCAUCCGGCGAUUCAUCAGCAGGCGAGGCUGUCCACUGGUGAUCCACUCAGACAACGGAACCAACUUCAAAGGCGCCGCCAAAGAGCUCCGCCAGGCCAUUCGUGAGCUGAAUGAAGCUCGCAUCCAGGACCAGCUUUCUCAUGACGGCAUUACAUGGUCGUUCAACCCGCCGGCGGCACCCCACAUGGGCGGAGCCUGGGAGCGGCUCGUUGGAUCCAUCAAGACCGCACUUCACGCCAUCCUCAAAGAGCGCCAUCCCAAGGAGGAGACCCUCCUGACCGCACUGGCAGAAGCAGAGGCACUCGUGAACAGUCGACCUCUCACACAUGUCAGUCUGGAUGCCGCCGAUGACGAGGCCUUGACUCCGAACCACUUCCUGAUCGGUUCCUCGUGUGCCAUUCUUCAAGGAAUCGCGCAGGCAGGAGAUGUCUCGCUGCGGCGCCAAUGGCGCGUUGCGCAAGCCCUUGCAGAUAUGUUCUGGCGCCGUUGGGUUCGCGAGUACCUUCCAACUCUCGCUCGCCGCACAAAGUGGAACCGCCAAACGAAGCAGCUCGUCGUAAACGACAUUGUCAUUAUCGCGGAUGACAACGCACCACGGGGUUCCUGGCCCAAAGGUGUCGUCUCAGCUGUCCAUCCAGGCCGCGAUGGUGUUGUCCGUGUUGUCGACGUCAAGACCGCAUCAGGUAGCGUUUUUCGCCGACCCGCCGCGAAAAUUUGUGUACUGGACGUGCGGUCGUAGAGCUGUCAUGCCUCCCGCACUUCUGAGCUGCAGCUAGCUGCGCUGUUUUUUUUUCUCUUUUUUUCUUGUUUUCCUUUUUCUUGUUUCGUGCGUCCAUGGACCGUCCACCCUUAUUUCUACUCGAAUAACACGAUGGUUGCUAGGUUUUAAUACAGUCUUCUUCGCUUUUCUUCUGUUCUUUUUUGCAUGUUUAUGUUAACUCUCCCACGGUUCGUAACCAGGGGGGAGAAUGUUGCUGCAUGACAGCACUGACUUACGGCACCCUUUUCGUUUGUGCUUUGCCCGAUUGGGCACCCACUGUAAAGAGCACGAUACAACACUUUUCCAUACAUGUCCGACUCACUUUCCACACUAUUUUUCCUAUAAUCACACAACUCCCGAGAACAGGGACGGAUGAAUAAAGAACACCUUCUAACCAACAAGAGAAUUAGGAGCUUGUGUCUGUGACGAGGGUUGUGCCACGGGGCACUAGGA
Molecule: messenger RNA, 6740 nt
Organism: Sycon ciliatum
Lineage: Eukaryota; Metazoa; Porifera; Calcarea; Leucosolenida; Sycettidae
Exons: 1
Coding region: 354-6266 (1970 amino acids)
Biological process (GO): DNA integration
Molecular function (GO): zinc ion binding; nucleic acid binding
Source: RefSeq, a predicted model, not a curated record